Lethenteron reissneri (Far Eastern brook lamprey) is the source of this 5124-nucleotide messenger RNA. Its product is annotated as zinc finger protein 664-like. Gene Ontology annotation, biological process: regulation of DNA-templated transcription. Lineage: Eukaryota; Metazoa; Chordata; Hyperoartia; Petromyzontiformes; Petromyzontidae. The record is from RefSeq and is a predicted model, not a curated record. Gene Ontology annotation, molecular function: RNA polymerase II cis-regulatory region sequence-specific DNA binding; DNA-binding transcription factor activity, RNA polymerase II-specific.
UAAUCACCGACACGUGUUUCUGCGUGACGUCACGAAACUCCAGGAGCCGCAGCGCUUUGCUCGUUACUCGGUUUGAUCCGAGAUGAAUCACAUGGAGCAGAGAGACUCGGAACAAGCUGGAAUUAAAAGGCAUAAAUGCAUCCAGUGUCCAUACAGCACGGAUCAGAUGAGCAACUUGAAGAACCAUCACAGAACUCACACUGGAGAGAAGCCCUUCAAGUGCACCGAGUGUGGGAAGGCAUUUGCACAAUCACCAUACCUUAAAAUACACCAGAGAACACACACAGGUGAGAAGCCCUUCAAGUGCAUUGUGUGUGGGAAGACAUUUACAUGGUUAUCGAAUCUUGACAGCCAUCAGAAAACUCACACUGGUGAAAAGCCGUUCAAGUGUGCGAUGUGUGGGAAGACAUUUACACGGUCAUCUCAUCUUGACAGCCAUCAGAAAACACACACUGGUGAGAAGCCCUUCAAAUGCACUGUGUGUGGGAAGACAUUUACACAGUCAUCACAUCUUGACAGCCAUCAGAAAACACACACUGGUGAGAAGCCCUUCAAGUGUACUGUAUGUGGGAAGGCAUUUACACGGUCAUCACAUCUUGACAGCCAUCAAAAAACCCACACUGGGGAAAAACCCUUCAAAUGCACUGUGUGUGAGAAGGAAUUUAAAGAUUCCGGAUCUCUUCGUAUUCAUCAUAGAAUACAUACAGGUGAGAAACCCUUCAAGUGCACUGUGUGUGGAAAGGCAUUUUCAUGGUUAUCGAAUCUUAACAGCCAUCAGACAACACAUACUGGUGAGAAGCCCUUCAAAUGUACUGUUUGUGAGAAGUCAUUUACACGGUCAGGAACUCUUCAGGAUCAUCAGAGAACACACACAGGCGAGAAGCCCUUUGUGUGCACUGUGUGUGAGAAGGCAUUUAAAGAUUCCGGAUCUCUUCGUAUUCACCAUAGAAUACAUACAGGUGAGAAACCCUUCAAGUGCACUGUGUGUGGAAAGACAUUUUCAUGGUUAUCGAAUCUUGACAGACAUCAGAAAACACAUAUUGGUAAAAAAAACUUCAAAUGCACCGUGUCUGAAAAGGCUUUUAAAGAUUCAGGAUCUCUUCGUGUUCAUGACAGAAUACACUCAGGCAAGACGCCCGUCAAGCACACCGUGUAUGGAAAGGAAUCUGUACGGUCAGAAGGCCGAAAGAGGCGUGAGAAGAUCCACAAGGGGAUGGAGGUGGAAUUGAGAAGUGAAAGUCAAAUUGCUUCAUUGAGCCCAUCUCUCAUGGAACAAGAACCAGAAGCUAACCCCACUUUUGAAACAUGGCCAGGAGUGAAGGUGGAAUGUGAAGAAAUGAAGGUGAAAUGUGAAGAUGAAGAUUCGACUCCAGGAACCGACCUCCAGGUUGAUGGAGGCAACGUGAAGCAGGAGGGGCAUUUGGACUCUGAGGGAGAGCGAGGCAUCCUCGAGGAGUUUGAGGAGGAAUUGUGAGUCGAAUAUUUGGACAGCAGAGUAGGAGGGCCCUGCACAUGUGAAGUGGAGUCUGGGAAGAUCUGUAACCAAGACCGUGACACAAUAAUUCUAAAGCGUUAACUUUAUUCACAGGCUUCUCUAAUUACAAUAAUGAAUGCAGCUGUAGGCAUCAUCCAGCUUUUAUUUAAUGUAGCAGCGCCAAAGUUUUGGAACCACUUAAGAAGUUUCACCUCUUGGCAUCUCCAUUCUCCCAUCUCUGUUUUCAUUGACUCCAGGACUCGACCUCCAUGUUGAAUUAGAGGCAGCGUGAAGCAGGAGAAUUUGGACUCUGAGGGAGAGAGGCAAUUUGAAGAGUUUGUGGAUGUGGGGUUGUGGGUGGAGUUUAUGGACGAUCUAAAUAGGAACCAGCAGUGUGAAAUGGAGUCCGGUUAAAUGUGAAACUCGGAAAGUGAGAGAGAAUCUCCACGGCGUUUACCUUAUCCCCACGGCAUUUACCUUAUCCCCACGGCGUUUACCUUAUCCCUACAGACUUCUCUCACUCCAACAAGGCAUGCAGCUGUAGGCAUCCAGCCAGAGGUGAGCUUUCGAGCUUUCAGCAAUUAUAUUAUUGCCAUUCAGUCGUGAAAUAUUGCCGAUUUGCAACAUAGUAGGGGUGCUUUUAUUGGUAAUUCAGCAUUACAAAUUGUUGGUUAUGUAUAAAAGAUUUUUAGUCUUUAUGUUGACGUUUCGACAGUGCAGUAAGGCUUUGUUUAACAUGGUCAUCGUAUUCCUGGAGUGUCGUGUUAGCAAAAACACUUUCCCCAUAAAUGAUGUAAUAAUAAAAUGUGGAAAGAUACGAUGUACUACGCACACCACAGUGAGAUUGCGGGACAAGUAACGGAGGGUAGUACAUUACGUUAUCAUUCCGCGUUGUACGCAAAAAGUUUACCCGAAUGGAAGAACCACGUUAUAGCGAGAAUGCAGUGUGUGGACACCAUACAUUAAGUGAGGACUUACUGUAAAUUUCGGUUUGCUUUGUUAAAAUAGUUUUUAACUGCAUUUACUUAUUUUUUAUUCCUUUAAGUUUUCAGCUUUUUCUAACACGUGUAAUGACAGGGUGCCACCUGUCAGCCUGGAGGGUAAUCACAGGUAUGGGCAAGUUAUAUAAUGACUCACUAGAAGGGGGGCGGUAUCUGGGGUAAAGGUGAAAGGCAGAGUCAGUCGGGAAGUUCUGGGAACCUGCUCCAAGGUUCUGGAGGGGGCGUGGCUGGGAUGUAUAUAAGGGGGACGGAACCAGAGGUUCGGGGCUGUUGCAGCUCCUGGGUCCUGGCUGCGUCGCUGCUCGCCGCCAUCUCUCUUCGUCGUCCGGCCUCGUGGCCGAUCCUCUGCACGAUUUUCAUAGUCAUCACUACGCUAGUUGGACAGCUGUGUAGUUGGAUGCCGACCGUGGGGUUGUGUAGAAGGAUCGGCUAUGUGUAGCCAUGUAGAUACGUUCUAUAUAACGGCUAGUGGUAUGCCCAGUGUGAGAAUAAAUAAGAAGCUGUCUACACGACGUGGUUCCAAAUGAACAAAAACCCUCGCCCAUCGCGGGUUUUCCCAUUGUGGAUUUGACUGUGCCAAAUUUAUUUAGCUACAUGCUCUUUGGUUCUUUCGGUAAAGUCACGUAGGUAGAAAAAAUAAUAGAUAAUGACGUUUCGAUCGCAACGCAAGCAAUUGUCAUGAGAUGAGAAAACUGCAGCAAGAAAACUGCUGAAGUCGGCGAGAGAGCUGCCGUGACGAGAGGUCCGAGCUGCGAAGACAGGAGGGGGCAGUGGGCGGGGCUGGAAGUAGAAAGCUGCGUGUGAAGACAUGAUGGGGAAGUGGCCGGAGCUUAUUUAGCUACAGUUCAUCGAUAGCGCCCUACCUGUAGCUCCACCAUUCAUGUUUGACUGCAAAUUUAUUAUACAGUAUACAUGUUCUAACUUGCUGCCCUGCCACUACAUCAGCCUGCAGUGAGGAGGCAGAGCUUCAGCCAUCUGUCACUGUUCUUACCUCACUAAGUUUUUUUCUCCCCAUAUAUUUUCAUCGUGCAAGUUAUAUUAUUAUAUUAUUGCUGUGCAGUCGUAAAAUGUUGUCGAUUUGCACAGUAGUGCGGGUGCCUUGCUUUAUAAUUAAGCAUUCUAAAUUGUUGGUUAUGUAUAAAGCGAUUUUGAGUGCUCCUAACGUAGUAGAUGAGUUCCUGGAGAGUACCGAUGUAAGCGAAAACUACGUGAAGUGAAAAGAUUUUCCCAUAAAUGGUGUAGUAAUGUUAAGGUUUGGCAAGAUACGAUGUACUACGCACACCACACAUUGAGAUGGCGGGAUAAAUAGCGGAGGGUACGCCACCACUGCGUAAUGGUAUUAUUCCACAUUAUUGUAUCACUGUACCACUCAGCACGUAGGUCAAGAAAGUAGUUCAUUGUCGACCGCUUAGAAACUGUCGUAACGGUGCCCAUUCUGCGUUGUAACGGUGCGUGUUCUGCAUUGUGCAAAAAAGUUUUUCCCAAAUGGAAGAACCGUGUGAUAGUGAAAACGCAGUGUGAAUACCACACGUUAAACGAGAACUUACUGUACAUUUUGAUUGUCUCCUAUUCAAAUAGCUUUUUAACUGCAUUUACUAAAAUUUGAUUUUACCUUUUUACAUUGGAGCUUUUUUAACAUUUAUGAGGUUUUAUGUCAUGUUCAAAUACACGAAAACCCUCGCCCAUCGCGGAUUUGACCGUUGCCAAAUUUAUUGAGCUACAGUUCACCAAUCAUGCCCCCGUGGCUCCACCAUUCACGGUUAACUGUGAGCUUCAUGUAUAGUACGCAUCUGUUGUAACUGCCCUACUGGACAUCCGCCUCUCGUGAGGAGACUAAGCUUUGGCUACCUGCCAUUUUUUUAGCUCACUGUUUUUUUCCCCCAUUCAAUAUAUUUACCGUGUAAGUUAUAUUAUUAAUAAUAUUGCUGUGCAGUCGUGAAAUAUUGUCGAUUUGCAAAUAAGUACCGGGUCCUUGAUAAUUGAGCAUAAAAAAAUUGUUGGUUAUGUAUAAAGGGAUUUUGAGUAUAUUAAUGACAGUGCAGUAAGGCCUUAUUUAAUGCGUUGGAUUCGUACCCGCAGAGUGCCGUGUAAGGGAAAAUGAGAAAUAACUGUGGGUACACUGCCACUACGCUACUGUCAUUCUGCGUCACUCGGCCACUCAGCUGAAAGUGGUACGUUGUCGAUCAAUCAAAUACUGCGUUAUAACAGUGCACGUUCCGCAUUGUAACGGUGUGCGUUACGUUGUGCACAAAGUUUUACCAAAUGAAAAAAACACGUGAUCGCAGAAAUGCGAUGUGGAGACAGCACACGUUAAGUGAGGACUUUUUCAUCUUCUUGGUUCUUUCGCUAAAGUCGCGUAGAAGGGAAGUAAUAAAAUAAUAAAAAUAAAACAUAAUAAAAUAUAUUUUAUUAUGUUUUAUUUUUAUUAUUUUAUUACUUCCCCUCUACGUGACUUUUAUUAUGUUUUAUUAUUAUUAUGUUUUAUUUUUUAUAUUUUAUUACUUCCCUUCUACGUGACUUUACCGAAAGAACCAAGAAGAUGAAUCCCUGCAGUCACGAAAGCUUUAAAUCGAAAUGAGGACUUUUGUACAUUUUGUUUUGCUUUAAUGCAAUAGCUUUUUACUAAAUUUAAUGUUCCUUUUUUACGUU